AUGGUUCUCAGCAAAGUCGUGCUCAUCGGAGCAAGUGGGACACUCGGCACCGAAAUUCUCAGAGCUCUCACGGCAGAUACAGCAUUCGAGGUCACACUUCUAGCACGACCAGAUUCGAAGGCAUGCUUUCCUGAGCACGUACGAGUCUUACGACCAGAACAGACUCAUGACAACCUUGUCCAAGCUUUCAUUGGCCAGGAUGCUAUCAUCUGUACGACAAGUAUUGCAGCUAUACCGCAGCAAAGACAGCUUAUCAAUGCCGCCAUAGCCGCUGGAGUGAGACGGUUUAUCUUGAACGAAUUCGCCAAUCCACUGACCUAUGGUGGACUACCGGAUCUGCAGCAUGCUCGUGUGGCGAAGCUUGAGGUCCUCAGAUAUGCGCGUGAGCAAGCUGCGGAGUACUCUUCCUUCUCCUGGACUGGUUUGGCGACUGGCCACUUCCUCGAUUACGCUAUGCUCAGGAUCCCCGCGUUCGGCUUCAACAUGCCAUUACGGAAAGCUCGCAUCGUGGACAAUGGACUGGAAGCUUUUUCCGCCACCACGGUGCCGGAUAUUGCUGUAGCUGUCAUCGGUGUCUUGAAGCAUCCAGAAGAGACAGCCAGCAAGUCUCUCGUGAUCCGCAGCACGGAGGCCACGCAGAUGGAGAUCCUGAAGGCUUUCGAAGCGCAGACGGGAGUGAAGUGGGAAAGGGAAGAUGUGCGAGCUGUGGACCUGCUGGCUAGUGGGAGAGAGAAAAUGCAGAAAGGUGAGAGAGGUGGAAUGCUGGAUUUCGUCGUGGCACAGCUGCUGGAGAAAGGGUCGGGGAGAGCGGAAGGCCAUUGGGAGGACAAUGCAAAUGUCUUGUUGGGUGUGAAGCAGAGAAGUGCCAAUGAGAUUGUGCGAGAAGUUUUGGCUAGCUUGGGGUCGGAGGAAUGA
Recurvomyces mirabilis is the source of this 915-nucleotide messenger RNA. RefSeq lists its product as uncharacterized. The record is from RefSeq and is a predicted model, not a curated record. Lineage: Eukaryota; Fungi; Ascomycota; Dothideomycetes; Mycosphaerellales; Teratosphaeriaceae. The coding region runs from base 1 to 915 and encodes 304 amino acids. Gene Ontology annotation, molecular function: oxidoreductase activity. The transcript has 2 exons.